This is a messenger RNA of Coregonus sp. 'balchen', 4657 nucleotides long. NCBI's taxonomy places the organism in Eukaryota, Metazoa, Chordata, Actinopteri, Salmoniformes, Salmonidae. The record is from the annotation of a GenBank genome assembly.
AUGAGUGCCCCCUAUUGGUUGGAUCCUGUCAAGGAGAAGGCCCACUCCAACUCUGCAAGACUUCGACUCGCCCCACCUGGGCUUGAACAUUGUUACAUCGUGGAUGUGAGGUGCCAACAUUGAGUGUCAAAGCAAUGAAGCGGCUGGGAAAGAGAGAGGCCAUCCCAGACCAGCAGUGUCCUUACCCAGCCCUGCAGCCCCUCUAAUGGGGCAGGAUGCACAACAACUGAAUUCAGUGAGAUCAACCUGUUGACUCUAGUCUGGACCGAGAGAGAGGAAGGAAGGAAGGAAGGAAGGGGAAGUUUGACAAGCAGUAGUUGUGGAAAGGGACACAACAGACAACAUGGGGGUCUUCCCAAAAGCACUUCUGACCGCCUCAGUCUGAUAAAUUAAGCUUUAAAGAACAGGGAUUACACACUCACACAUACAUAGACACACACACUCAUGCCAUGGAAGAGGACAGCGGUGUCACAUCACACACAGAGGUAGGUGUUUUAACAUUGAAUAGCCUAACCUUUUAAAGUAGUUUAAACUGUGUGGAAACUAUGUGAUUGACAGUCGCAUCAGCAUGUAGCAUUUCGCUACACCCGCUAUAACAUCUACAAUGAAAUGGAACAGUAUCAGUCAACAGACAUCAGUCAAGUUCCAAAUCAACAUUUUGACCUUAUGGUCUGUUCUGUACACGUUACCUGUAUACUGUCUGUGUGAUACCAUCACAGGUGUAGACAAUGUGGGUGUGGUGGUAUUCAAUCAGAUUGCACAAUGAAACUUGCUGCACUAACAUAUAUAUCUGCUUCAAGGUACAACCUUAUGGUACUGUACACACAUCCAUUAGAUUGUUUUUCUGACUAUUGACCCUAAAAUGUGUGGUUCUUAGCUGAAUUUCCAUCUCUCCCUUCUUUUUUUAAUCCCCAUUGUGUUAGUGAGUGGAGGAGGAAGUAAUGAAGCAUCUUCCCCUCUAAAGUGUUCACAUGGGGAAAUAAAAGGUUUUCACCACCAUGUAGCCUAACAGUUCUCUUUCCCUGCAGUGUCUGCCCUGGCACUGUACCAUCCUGCCAGGGGUGUAUUCAUUAGUUUGAUUCCGUUGCAAAACGUUUGGUCUGUGGCAAAAUGUUUUGCAACUGAAACCAUUUACAGUUUACUAUAGGAACCAAAUGGACACAAACGGAACGAAACUGUGAGGGACCUACCUGAAUUUGUCCAAUAGAAACAAUUUUCAGUCGCAAAACAUUUUGCAACAGACCAAACAUUUUGCAAGGAAUCAGACUAAUGAAUACAUUCCAGGUCAGGUGAGAGGACAACCACUUGAUCCUCAGCUGCGUCUCAUUCCACAGAGACGUUCCUGCCCUUCCAUGCCACUCUGGCUGUGUUUGUGUGUGUCUGAUGAUGCCUCGUUCUGUCCCCCUCCUCCUCUCAGGGUCUGAAUGGUGUGUUCCAUGAAUGUAAAGAGACAGAGGAGCUAACCAAUGGCCACUCCAACCACAAACCUGUGAGUACAACAACCAACCAGAGUUCCCGUUCAUAGAUUUUAUUAGCAGGAAUUUCUGUAUACCUCUCGUGUUAUCAUCGGUAUGGACUGGUAGCUUGUUGGUCCUGCUGUUCUAUGUUGCAUUGUGUAACCUGUUGUGUUUCUGUAUUCCCAGGUGAUGAAUGGACUGACACCAGGUCAUAGUGUCAAAGAGCACGCCAACGGAAGUUCACUGCUCAAGUCUCUGCCAGUGAGUUGCUCUAUACUGGCCCUCAUGUCAAAGGCAUUACAGGAAAGGGCACCGACCCGACUGUUGUUCUCUUUUCUUUUUUUAUGUGUUUGGUGUGUUUACAGAUACGCUGAGUAUACCAAACAUUAGGAACACCUUCCUAAUAUUGAGUUGCACCCCCCCCCCCCCCCUUUUGCCCUCAGAACAGACUCAAUUUGUCGGGGCAUGGACUCUAUAAGGUGUCUAAAGCAUUCCACAGGGAUGCUGGCCCAUGUUGACUCCAAUGCUUCCCACAGUUGUGUCAAGUUGGCUGGAUGUCCUUUGGGUGGUGGACCAUUCUUGAUACACACGGGAAACUGUUCAGAGUGAAAAACCCAGCAGCGUUGCAGUUCUUGACACAAACUGGUGCGCCUGGCAACUACUACCAUAUCCCGUUCAAAGGAACUUAAAUAUUUUGUCUUACCCAUUCACCCUCCAUGUCUCAAGGCUUAAAAAUCCUUCUUUAACCUGUCUCCUCCCCUUCAUCUACACUGAUUUUAAGUGGAUUUAACAAGUCAAUAAGGGAUCAUAGGGGAUCAAUAAGGGAUCGUAGCUUUCACCAGGAUUCACCUGCAUUCACCUGGUGAGUCUAUGUCAUGGAAAGAGCAGGUGUCAUUAAUGUUUUGUACACUCAGUGUAUUUUAUUGUGAUUUGUCUAGAUUUCAGCUCUGAAGCAGAAUGGCCUUCUGCGGUCCCUGGCUGCAGGAGGAGAGCAACCCAAGACUGAAGGUAAGACACACUACACGCAGUGGCCCCUCUUCCCAAAGGAACAACCAUGUAUCCUAGCUACCAGGUAACCUUAGCAGGUCCCCCCCUCAGGGACUGAGGUAGCUGGCUGUGGGAGGGUGGGGAGAUGAGGAGGGGCAGGGUAUGAAAUUAUGGUGUCAUGGCAAAGAAGGGGAGAAGGUGUGGUUCAGAUUGAAAAUGAACUGGAGAGGUGGUGGCACCAUGGCUGAACGAUUACUCCUCACCUGUGUAUGUUGUUGCAGGUUAGCUGUGUGUGUGUGUUGAUGGGUUUGUUUCUCAACUGUGUGUAUGUCUGUGUUUGCAGAAGAGAGUGCGGAGGUGGAGCAGGCACGAGAGGAGUGGGAGGCUCUAGAGAGUAUCCAACCAGGUGAGUUGUUGUUAGGGGUUGUUAGGGGCAACAUCUACCUACUCCCUGGCUGCCUGAAAGCUGUGACGUAUUACUCCUCAUUCUAGGUUUGUAUAUACGAGUCUGUUAAAGUGUGUUAUUGUCCUGUGUGUCUCCAGUGGUCACUGAGGAGUCCAGUCCCACUCCUCUCAUCUCCUUUAAUGAGGCGCUGCAGCACUUCCAGACCACAGACCUUGGCGAGGUGCUGGUAAGAAUGUGGGUCUCUGUGUGUCUGGGGGUUUUAGGACUGCAUUGUAGAGUCUCACUCUCAUCAUUGAGAAAAACAAUUCAGUUUGCGUUUUGUCCCUUAUCUCUCUCUGUAGAAGAACAUCCAGCCCACCAUCCGUAGGACGGGUCUGGCCGCUAUCACACACUUCCUGUUCGGCCCGCCGCGACUUCACCGAGAACUACUGGAGGAGAGGGACCUGGUCUUCGCCAUCGCACAGUGUAAGUGUGUGUGUGUUUGAAUGAGAGAGCGGGAGAGCCGUUUUGCAGACGAUAAGAGGCAGAUUGUUUGUGUGUUCCUCUCUGUAGGUUCUCUGGAUAACAGUCAGGCUGUACACAUGCGUGUUCUACAGACCAUCUAUAAGAGGCUGACAGGCAGCAAGCAGGACUGUCCUCGGUUCGGCACACACUGGGAGAACGUGGGCUUUCAGGGUGAGAGACAUCUUCUGCAUCUAUGCUUCAUUAGAUGCCACUCUCACACUGAGAUGAAAAGUGUGAUAAAAUUAUAUUGCUAUAAAGAAAUUAACAAAACACUGAAAUUAUGAGUGUGUCUGUGUGUAGGUAUGGACCCAGCCACAGACCUGCGUGGUACAGGUUUCCUUGGGCUGAUGCACACCCUGUACCUGGUGAUGGACCCUGAGACUCUGCCUCUAGCCAGAGACAUCUACAAGCUGUCCCAACACCCCACACAGGUACAUACACACACACACACACACACACACACACACUGGCCACAAACUGUUCAGGUGAAGGCAAGUGGGGAAAUCUAUUAAAUGUGUGCUUGGCUACUUGAAUAGUCUUUCUAUUUACAAACCACAUUUGGUUUGUACUCUUUCUGCCCAAUCUUUCUCCAGAACUUCCCGUUCUGUGUGAUGUCCAUCAACAUGACCCGUAUCGCCCUGCAUGCACUCAGAGAAGAGUCCCUCUCCAAGUAAGUGUCCGGCCCUACUCCUCUACGACAGACAGACAGAGAGACAGACCGACAUAUUGGCUUGACAGUUACUUACAAGAGCCUAGUCACUUGCUUACAAGAUGUCCUCACUUUUGUGUGUGUGGUCCUCCAGGGAAUGUAACCGUCGGCAGCAGGUAGUGGGGGUGUUGAAUGAGUUUUAUGUUGCCACGUUCCUGCACCUCUACCAGCUUUGGAAGAGCCAGCAGAAGACUAUCUCUGACUCUGGCUUUGUCCUCAAAGGUAACUCUCUGGGUUUUUACCCCAGGCUUAACCAAGCCCAGUUGUUUCAGCAGAGUAUCAUGUCAUUAUUAACAACAUCCCUUUGUAACACAAUCACAUCCUUGACAUCCACUGUGUCUCUGCUCCCCUCUAGAAGUGGAACUGUUUGCCAAAAAGAACCCCAAGCAGAUGCUGCGUCGGCUUGACGUCUUCCUGAGGGAGAGGAGGGCGGGUGGUGCCCCCCGGGCCUCCCCAGACCCCACGGCCCAGCAACCCUCACCCUACCUGGGGGAGAGAGGGGCCAGGUCUGAGGGAACCAGGGGCAAGGAGAUGCACUUCACUGGAGUGUGUGAGCUGACACCAGACAUGGAGGGAGAGGCCAGGCUCAUCUGA